Alternaria alternata is the source of this 888-nucleotide messenger RNA. RefSeq lists its product as hypothetical. The transcript has a single exon. The record is from RefSeq and is a predicted model, not a curated record. The coding region runs from base 282 to 749 and encodes 155 amino acids. Lineage: Eukaryota; Fungi; Ascomycota; Dothideomycetes; Pleosporales; Pleosporaceae.
AGGUACUGCCUGACUCCGGCUAACCGGAUCUUCCCGAGAAGGUUCGGCUGCGUUCGCCGAUCUAAGCUUGAUCAAAGCACACGCCGUUUCUUCGCAUGCUUGGGAGGUCGCCUUAUCAACAAACUAAUGGAAGAUGACUUGAAACGUGGGUAUCCAACAGCCGCAUCGAGUGGGCACAAUAAUGUGGUAGUGGAGAAUUGCGCCGCCUUGAAGAUCAGGACCAAUAGGAGAAAGUCAUUCGGUGGGUUUGGGGCCAAACCGGAUAUAUCGGUUCCUUCGUAAUGUGGCCGGGAUGGCAACCUGACCUUAGUACCGCGGCGUGGGUGAGGAGUAUCGAUAAUCUUCGCACAAACGAAAUCCCUUCUCUCUUCUCAUCCGAAACAUUGCGAGUGCCAUACAAAGGCAACGCCCUGUUCAUCGAGAACUCCACCGACUUCACAUUAUCUCCCUCCCUUUCAACUUCCGAUCAAGUACCUACCAAAAUGACCAAAGACAAGACCCUCCAACUCGGAGACCUUAGCCCGCGCAAUAGAAACAACGUAGGCUCCGCAACUCAUGGCGCGAUCAACGGCAAGGAGACCGCACUGAGAGAUGACGUCGAUGGAAUGGGGUUGCGAAAUGCGCGACUGACGCUGUGGGCCAAACGUUUCGUAGGAUUUCUGGUGGGACUGGCUUUUGCAUUCUUGUAUGAUAGACUAGUAGGCUUUCCUCGGCGGCCUUGUCCUUCUUGCGAGACCUCGGGUUGUUGAAGUUAUCUCAUGAGGAUUGUUAAGAAUCGGGGCGAGGAUCGCGGAAGUUGAAGGUAGCUUGUCGCCGCCUCGCGGCAUCGCCAAGUGGAAACAUGUACAGUACUGUCUGUUAUCGCAUUAACAAUCGCGGCUGCGUGUU